AUGCUGACCACCUCUACCCUAUCACCCCAUCGCAGGGCUUCCGGAAGGGACACGAAAGCGCGCGGUCGCCGCCGAUACUCCGGCGGCAGCACCGGUGUGAAUCGGUAUCGCCCAGGUAUGCGCGGGAGAGGCCUCCUCCAGACCGCUGACGAGGUCGUCGUCGAGAACGGCGACGUCCCAAAGGACUGCGUGACCAUCCUCGAGAUCAUCGACUCGCACCCCGACCUCACCGAGCUCUCGAGCGCCAUCGCCGACCUCCCGGUGGUCCGCGACGCGCUCGACGCCGACAACGAGACCGACACCUUCUUCGCACCCUCCAACGAGGCCAUAGACGGCUUCACGUCCUGGGCAGGGUUCAACGACACCAAAGCCGGGCUGCAAGAGCUCCUCGGCGACACCGAGUGGAAGGCGUACAUCGUCGCGUACCACGCCGUUCCCGACGAGAUGUACACCAUCGAUAAGCUGGAGUCCCUCGAGGCGGGCGACAGGUUCCUCGAGGACGCGUUGGAGGCUGAGAUGCCCCUGAUGUACGUGCCGAAAGAGUACAAGGUUGUCGGGAUGGGAUCUGCCGCCAACAUUGUGGGUAAGAACAUAUACGCGUGCAACGGCGUGCUGCACAUUAUCGACGCGGUGCUGCUGCCAUUCGACGGUAGGGUAGUGUCUUGA
This is a messenger RNA of Micromonas commoda, 666 nucleotides long. RefSeq lists its product with no specific name. NCBI's taxonomy places the organism in Eukaryota, Viridiplantae, Chlorophyta, Mamiellophyceae, Mamiellales, Mamiellaceae. The transcript has a single exon. The coding region runs from base 1 to 666 and encodes 221 amino acids. The record is from RefSeq and is a predicted model, not a curated record.